Molecule: messenger RNA, 969 nt
Organism: Podarcis raffonei (Aeolian wall lizard)
Lineage: Eukaryota; Metazoa; Chordata; Lepidosauria; Squamata; Lacertidae
Product: F-box only protein 44-like
Exons: 5
Coding region: 1-969 (322 amino acids)
Biological process (GO): glycoprotein catabolic process; SCF-dependent proteasomal ubiquitin-dependent protein catabolic process
Cellular component (GO): cytoplasm; SCF ubiquitin ligase complex
Molecular function (GO): ubiquitin protein ligase activity; protein binding
Source: RefSeq, a predicted model, not a curated record
AUGGCAGCGAACAUGGAAAAUUUGCCUGAACACAUUCUGUUGGAUAUUUUGUCCCUGGUUCCAGCAAGCGACCUCAUUUGCAAUUGUCGGCUGGUCUGCUCUCAGUGGCGGGACUUGGUAGACCUGCCGGUCCUGUGGAAGCGCAAGUUCCAGAAAAGGGACCAUGACUCUUCUCCAAAGCCAUUGGCUUUCUACAUUUUCUCCCACCUAAAAAAGAACUUAAUCAAGAACCCUGAUGGUCAAGAUGGCCUGGACUCCUGGGAAAUCCAGACACCUGACGAGGGCCACUGGGAAACUGAGGAACUGUCCAUAGAAGACUCAAAAAUCAUCUGUAGGAUAAUCGGCAUUUAUUGGAAGAAUGAUGAAGAUGCUCCUGUUCAGCUCUACAAAUGCUUUGCUGCACGUAACGGGCCCUGCAGCAAGUCUCAGCUCAUCACCUUGAAGGAUGAGGGCUACUGGGAUGAACUGAUGGAUGAAGCCAGACCCAUGAUUGAGGUGAAGGACUGCAUUUCAAAAGAGCCUGGUUCACGCUAUAAACUGAUCGUGAAGCUGUUGUCUGCAGACUCUGAAGUCCUUGAAGAACAUCAAUAUGAAGAACCUAGUGUGUCAAUGUGGUUUCCGGUUUCACACACUUUUGUAAACUACCCUCAAGGUGUCCGUCAUAUCCUCUUUGAACACAAAGCGGACAAGAAAAUCAGCCUCCUUAAGUUCCUCUACCCGGAGCACUGCCCAAGUGAAGACAGGGAGCCAUCCUGGGCUGGGAUGAAGGUACUGCAAAGCAGCAUCACACUUCACCCACCACCAAUGGCAGAAGAAGAGGAUGACGAUUACUACGACGACGACUACGACUACUACCCCGAUCCACAUUGCAACGAUGACGAAAUGCCUUAUUUGUCUUAUUAUAGUGCAUCCAAUUGUUAUUCGUGGUACAAUGAUGACUGGUACAGUGAUGACCGCUCCUCUCCUUAA